This is a messenger RNA of Hyalella azteca, 1096 nucleotides long. Its product is annotated as retinol dehydrogenase 11-like. Lineage: Eukaryota; Metazoa; Arthropoda; Malacostraca; Amphipoda; Hyalellidae. Bases 100 to 1068 code for a protein of 322 amino acids. The transcript is spliced from 8 exons. The record is from RefSeq and is a predicted model, not a curated record.
GGAAAUUUUUCUUGCAUUUGCAGACCCCACGAAAUGUUUACCCCAGUUUUCCAAAUAGCGGUAUAAUAAUCUACGAAAGUUUAACAUUAAUUAUUGAAUAUGUUAGCUGCUUGGUGCUUAUUGUACUUAGUGGUGCUGCUGCUGGCAGUGAAGUAUGCGUACAGAGCGUACGCAGGCCGCUGCUACUCCACCAACAGACUUGACGGCAAACUUGCCAUCGUUACCGGAGCCUCUGCAGGCAUAGGAGCAGAGACAUGUUUGGACUUCGCCAGGAGAGGGGCGCGCGUCAUCAUGGCCUGCAGAAAUUUAGAAAAAGCCCAACGAGUCGCUGCCAAUAUAAAGAGAAUGUCUGGAAAUGAAGCGGUAACUGUGAAGAAACUGGAUCUUGCGUCACUGGCUUCCGUUCGUGCGUUCUGCAACGACAUCCUUAAGACCGAGACUGCCUUGCACAUCUUGGUAAACAACGCCGGAAUUGGUGGAUCUGUGCAGAAGCAAAUGAGUGAAGAUGGAUUCGAGUUAACCAUGGCAUCCAACCACUACGGUCACUUCUUACUCACCAACAUGCUAGGCAAGCUACUGAAGAACGGAGCUCCAAGUAGAGUGGUGUGCGUGGCUUCCCUUGCUUACUUCUGGACUGGAAAAAUGGAUGUUGAGGACUUGAACUUCAGAAACAUUCCAUACGGCGACUACAGAGCUUACAGCCUCAGCAAACUGGCCAACAUCCUCAUGACUCGAGAACUGGCGAGAAGACUGGAGGGGACUGGUGUAACUACGUACUCCGUACACCCCGGCUUCGUGGCCACCGAAAUAUUCCACAAGAACUCGGUGAUGGUGGCAGACUGGUUUGCUAACUUCAUGUGCUUCAUGGGUAAGAGUGCUGAGCUGGGCGCACAGACCAACAUCUACUGUGCAGUAGACGAUGCAGUAGCACACCAGAGCGGCCGUUACUACAGUGACUGUAGGGAGCUACGGACCUACAGGCUGGCCAACGACGACAGCCUCGCCGCUAAACUCUGGGCGACCAGUGAACGCGACGUCAAACUUGCGCCUCAUGAGGCCAAUAUAUAACUCUGCACAACGGGGGACGUCAAACUUG